Messenger RNA from Dovyalis caffra, 855 nucleotides. The record is from the annotation of a GenBank genome assembly. Lineage: Eukaryota; Viridiplantae; Streptophyta; Magnoliopsida; Malpighiales; Salicaceae.
AUGGUAGAGCAACUCUACAUUGCCAAACACCAGAAUUACAACCAUGGCAGAGCGCCCCCUGCAGAACGUGGAUCUUUCGGCCGUGGCUUCGGUGGCCGCGGUGGACGUGGAGACCGUGGUGGCCGAGGUCGCCGCCGUGGUGGACGCAAAGAGGAAGAAGAAAAGUGGGUUCCCGUUACAAAACUAGGCCGCCUUGUGAAAGACGGAAAAAUCACCUCCGUUGAGCAAAUCUACCUGCACUCACUACCCAUCAAAGAGUACCAAAUCAUUGACACCCUUAUUGGCCCUGCUUUGAAAGAUGAGGUGAUGAAAAUCACCCCAGUUCAGAAACAAACCAGAGCCGGUCAGCGAACCCGGUUCAAGGCCUUUGUUGUUGUUGGGGAUGGGAAUGGACACGUUGGGUUGGGUGUGAAGUGUGCAAAAGAAGUGGCGACUGCCAUUCGUGGGGCUAUUAUCCUGGCGAAACUGUCGAUUAUUCCAGUGAGAAGAGGGUACUGGGGGAACAAGAUCGGAAAGCCACAUACCGUGCCUUGUAAGGUUACAGGGAAGUGUGGAAGUGUCACUGUGAGAAUGGUUCCUGCCCCUCGUGGAGCUGGUAUCGUUGCUGCUAGGGUUCCAAAGAAGGUGCUUCAGUUUGCUGGGAUUGAGGAUGUUUUCACAUCUUCCAGAGGAUCUACUAAGACUCUUGGGAACUUUGUCAAGGCAACAUUUGACUGCUUGCUGAAGACUUAUGGGUUCCUUACACCUGACUUUUGGAAGGAGACUCGCUUCACAAGAUCACCAUUCCAAGAGUACACAGAUCUCUUGGCAAAGCCUACUAGCAAGGUUCUCAUCGCUGAUGUUCAUGAAGAAUGA